CAAUGUAGAAAAUUGUCGUUUCUUUUUCUCAUGAGAUAAUAUUUAGGACGUCAGCUGUUUCGUGAACAUAAAAUAUAUUGCCUGUAACUCUGGAAUAUUUCAUUUGUAUUUAAUUUCUUAAAAAUAACUAUAUGUUUUUACGGAGGUGGAAACAGGGUAAACAAAAUGUGAAAUGCUGAAAAUGUCUAACUUGGCUAAGAAAGUGAGACCAGAACAAAAGUUGCCUCUCAAAUCUACAGUAACCCAAAGCAAGGCAUCUUAUGAUCUCAAGAGGCUCCAGUCCCUGCUUGCCAAAAGCAGUUCCAGACAAGAGGUGUCAACACCGAGUCACAGUAAAGCAGCCAACAGCAGGGCCAUCAGAUCCUCACAUUCUCCAAAACACUCCAGCAGGCUCAGGAAUGAAACUUAUCCUGACAAUGAAGUGGCUCAACUGGAAAAAUUCAGCAUAAUAUACAAAGACCAAAGAUGUUUCAGCAGUCACCCGUUGAGUAAACUGUUCCUGGACAUUCUUACAUCUUUGGUCAGGAAUCGACUCUGCAGUGAAUGGAUCGACCAUGCAACACCUGAAGCCGUCAAUAGAGUUCUGAUCUGCCUUCGACUGCUGAUCAGGGAUCCCAAUUAUCAGAAUAUUCUUCACCAGCUCGAAGGCAUCAGUCUGCUUGCCAAGUACAUGGAGUCUGUCACUGCCAAGUACAUUUCCUGUGGUGAGGAGGUGUUUGAUACACAGAAGCUCGUUACAAUGACCUACAUGUUUCAGAAGCUGUCGACUGCUGAUAAUCAAAGGCUGUGGGUCACUGAGAGUGGCGCACACAGGACGUUGGUGAAACUCCUCUCCACCACAGACCGCGGCGUUUUACAGGGAGCUCUGCUUGCACUCACCGCUUUGGCUGAGAGCUCUGAAUGUAGAUCAGAAAUCGGAGAACUGCAAAUUGUGGAUAGCCUUCUUGUAAUACUGCAGGAAUAUGACCUGCUCUCAAAGAGAAUGAGUGCUGAGCUGCUGAGGCUCCUGUCUUCAGUGCAACAUGUGAGGGUCCAGCUGAAGGAGCUGGAGGGAGUACCGGUGCUGCUGAGCCUCCUGCACAGCAGGAACCUGAAGCUCCUGUGGAGCGUCACCUGGGUCCUGGUCCAGCUGUGUGAGGAUGCAGAGUCCAGGGCUGAGAUCCGGAGCUGGGGGGGCGUGCAGCAGCUCCUCCGUCUGCUCAACGUGCAGCACGCCUCUGACCGCUCCAGCAUUGAGAUGCUUCCCAGCAGCGCCACCGAGGAGUUUGGACCGCAGGAGGAGCUGCAGAACGCUGCGGCUCUGCAGUCCGCGUGCUGUACAGCCCUGACUGAGCUGAGUCUGGACGACACGUCUGCUCACCACAUCGUACAAGAAAAUGGUAUCUACAUAAUUGCAAAUCUAAUUUUGUUAAAAAGCUCUGGACCGAAGGUCACGUCUUUACAGUGCUACGCUUUCCGAGCGCUGCGAUUUCUCUUCAGCGCUGAAAGAAACAGGUUUAUUUUUAAAAGUCUCUUUCCCACAGACCUCUUUGAGUCGUUUAUUGAUGUUGGACAUUAUGUCAGAGACCUCACAGCUUAUGAGGAGCUACAAACCAAAGUGUCUCUCUACACUGAAGAGGAACUGAGUUGUCUGAGAGAGAAUAUCGAGUCCCUGAACCAGAACCGACCGCCGCUCAGAGUAAUCGGUAGCUACUCUAUAUUGGACCACCUGGGCUCCGGGGCGUUUGGAAGUGUCUUUAAAGUCCAGAAGCAGACCGGUCAGAACUUCCUGGCUCUGAAGGAGGUGAACCUGCACAACCCGGUGUUUGGCAAAGACAAGAAGUCCAGAGACAGCAAUGUGGAAAAGAUCAUCUCUGAGCUUACAAUCAUCAGAGAACAGAUGACACACCCAAACAUAGUUAAAUAUUACAAAACAUUUUUGGAAGACGACAAGCUUUACAUCGUAAUGGAGCUGAUCGAAGGCGUGCCACUGGCUGAACAUUUCAACUCUCUGAGGGACAAGCAACAAAAAUUCACUGAAGACAGAAUCUGGAACAUUUUCAUCCAGAUGUGCUUGGCCUUGAGGUACCUGCACCAGGAGAAGAGGAUAGUUCACCGUGACCUUUCACCCAGUAACAUCAUGCUGGGGGAGAACAACAAAGUCACCAUCACUGACUUUGGGCUCGCCAAGCAGAAACAGGAGAACAGUGAGCUGACAUCAGUGGUCGGCACCAUCCUUUACUCAUGUCCAGAGGUGGUGCAGAACAAGCCGUAUGGGGAUAAAGCCGACAUCUGGGCUUUGGGCUGCAUCUUGUACCAGAUGGCAGCUUUACAACCACCGUUCUACAGCAGCAACAUGCUGUCACUGGCCAGCAUGAUCGUUGAGGGAGUCUAUGAGCCGGUUGAAGAGGGAGCGUUUUCAGACAGACUCACAGAUAUGAUCCGAUGGUGUUUGAGUUCGGACCCGGAGCAGCGGCCGGACAUCGCAGCCGUCAGCUCCAGGAUCUCUGACCUCAUGAUGAGGCUGAUGGACGGACUCUACAUCUCCCAGAAUGCACUGCAGCGCAGGGCUGAUAAAGACAGGAAACGAACACAGAAGUAUUUUUUGGAAAGGCAACAGAGCAGGAAUAACUUCUGCCACUCAGACAUGGAAAGGCGGCUGACUGAGACGGAAUGUUUGGCUCGGAGCUCCUCUGCAGUCUGCAGCUCUGGUGACGCCAUGCAGGCAAACUGUCAAGCUCCAGACUUGGAGCCCGUGGUUUGUGACUCACCGGAUCAGAUUGUAGCCUGUGGGGAUUUUGCUGCUUCCAAGAUAAAAUCAAGACCAGGGUCUCUAGGGAUCUGCGUCUCUCAGAGGAAACUGCGACAGAUCGACGAUCCCAUCCAACGGCUGCUGGUUCAGCUGCACAAAAUCAUCUUCAUCACUCAACUUCCUCCCGCUCCGAACUACAACAUGAAACGGCGACUCGUUGAACGAUUCAAAAAGUCUCUCUUCCACCUCGGCAGCGACCCUUACAACCUGAAGGUGGAGCUCAGAAAGCUGGUCCAGGCUUCCUCAGAACUGGUGGAGACGAGCUCGACCAGUUUGGACUGGCAGCAUGUGGUGCAGCUCCUCCGAGGGGAACGCCUCACUGCAGACACGUCAGGUGAUGAGAACCUCAGGGACGGAGUUACAUAUCAGCAGAUGCAGGAAAUCAUUGAGGAGCUUUUAGAGGAGAACAGAUACUACCAAGCAACAAGCAACAGGGCCAAAGAAAAGAACCGGCAGCCAUCUGCUUCCACCUGGCCAGGGGUCUGACCACUGAUGACAUCAGCAGCAGCAGGACUUGUAAACACACACAUGAGCAAAGACGAAAACAACAUGCUGACAUUGAGGAGGAGGAGAAGAAGAAUGGCGCGCAUUAAUGACAGCAGGGAUUUUUAACUACGUUUGAGUCUCUGAGGAUCCAGCGGUUUUAUGAAUUUGGAUGGAAACUCAAAUGUGACUUAAAAAUGUAACGUGCAAAGAAAAAUUACUGGGGCAUUUCUAAAAGAUAUUUAUGUUUAAAAUUAUUUGCACUUUCAUCACAUCUACAGAGUAAAGAAGCUAAAUUAAAUUAACUUAUUUUAAUAUGCAGAGCUUUGACACAGUUUUCCACUCUUGGACUUUUCCACAUUUUGUCAACUUCAACCAUAAAUUUAAACAUAUUUAACUUGAAUUUUAUGUGAUUCACCGAAACGGAUCAAAAAUCUUACUUCAGGAUUUCCAUCCACUUUGUCAUUGACUCCGAUUCCUGCUACAGAAAAGCAACACCACAGCAUGACGCUGCCACCACCUCUUUGCUGUGAUCAGAGUAUUUGUCGUUUGCAAUUUUACUUCCACUUUCCAAUAGUGAUCUACUUUGUGUUAAAAGUAGAUCAUGAAAUGGCAUUAAAAUAGUGUUUUGGUUUGUAAUGUGAAGAACAUCGAGCGGUGAGGAGAUAAAACCUUUUAUAAUAAAACUCUGUGGUGGCGCAGCAUUUAGAAUCACCGCAGCGGAAACAUUCA
Molecule: messenger RNA, 4006 nt
Organism: Poecilia reticulata (guppy)
Lineage: Eukaryota; Metazoa; Chordata; Actinopteri; Cyprinodontiformes; Poeciliidae
Gene: nek10
Product: NIMA-related kinase 10
Biological process (GO): positive regulation of MAP kinase activity; protein phosphorylation; regulation of cell cycle G2/M phase transition
Molecular function (GO): ATP binding; protein serine/threonine kinase activity; protein binding
Source: RefSeq, a predicted model, not a curated record